CUUGCUCUUCGGGGAGUACGGGCAUUUUGCGGACGAAAUAAAAUUGAAGCAGCGGCCACUUUAUUUUUAUAAGGGUUCCUUCUGUUAGUGGGUCGAUUAAUUAUUUUUUUUCUUCUUUCCUUUCUUGUUGACGAGGUUUGCACCGUGGCACUAUAUGCUCCAACUCUCCAGUCAACCGACGGCCUUGGACAGUGUUCAGAGAAACUCUACUCGUUCUGGGAAUGCCAACAUGCAAUAUGACGAAGCCGAAUCAGUAUUCAACGACUUUAGCGAGAUUUUGCAGUCGGAGGUGUAUGUUGACUUGGAACGCUUGCGCCUGUUAGCAAGACACGGUAUUCCACGACAGUUGCGCGGGGAAGUCUGGAAGUACCUGCUCGGGGUGGAAGAAGCCGAUCGCUCCAAAGAGUUGACGAGCUCCCGAGCGCGAAGCGAGGAAUAUCAUCAGAUAGACAAAGUUCAGCCAGAGAUCGGUAAACGUAUUCGCGGAGAACUUUCUCGAUAUCAACGUAGAACACCCGAACUUUCAGGGAAUUUUUUUGCACGAAAGAUGGAAAAUGUGAUCACGGCGUAUCUCACGACCAAUCGAGAUGCUGAUUAUCACCCUGCAUUGAUUCCACUGUGUGCACCCUUUAUUUACACCAUGGAGCACGAGUACGACGCUUAUCAUUGUUUUGACCAUUUAAUGCGUGCCAUUGAUGAAUAUUAUACCCAGAAUCCGAUCAAAGAGUGUAUGGCACAAUUCAUGUCCCUCUUUCGUUAUGUGCUACCGGAUUUAUGUAAUUAUUUUGAAGAAGAAGAAGUCGAUCUGAAUGAGUGGGUCACGUCGUGGUUACAAAAUCUGCUAUCAAAGGAAAUGACUUUUGACAAUCUCGUCCGCUUAUGGGAUUCAUAUUUUUCGAUACCUGAUCCCUUCGAUCUCCAUCCCUUCAUCUGCUUAGCUAUCUUGAGAAACGUACGCGAGAAUCUUGAGGAUUUGGAACAAUCGGAAAUCCGAACCAUGUUGCUACGACUACCAGCCAUGGACAUGCAACGGAUCCUCGCAGACGGACAAAAUAUCCAGCAUGAAACCAUGGAAAGACAAAUGUUUGAAGAUGCCGAAGACUUGUAACAUUUCCGUGCCAAAAAUUCUCGAUACUCCUAAUGACAUUUAUGAAACAUAAUGACCCCCAAUCAUCACCCAGUUAGACUUGAAGAAAAAAAAAGAGCUUGAUGACUAUAUGAAAGUGGACGCACUACGGAUACAUGGACCAUGUUGACGUAACAUUUAAAUGAAGGUGUAUCAAGUCUCUACAUGCUGUCCUGCAGUUGGGAAGGUGCAUUAGCUCACAUAGCACCUAACUCUAUUGGAUGAGCAAUCUUGUGCACUAUUUCUUUUUCACUAGUCAUUAUAUAUAUAUAUAUAUAUAUAU
Molecule: messenger RNA, 1409 nt
Organism: Radiomyces spectabilis
Lineage: Eukaryota; Fungi; Mucoromycota; Mucoromycetes; Mucorales; Radiomycetaceae
Product: rab-GTPase-TBC domain-containing protein
Exons: 8
Coding region: 155-1108 (317 amino acids)
Biological process (GO): activation of GTPase activity
Molecular function (GO): GTPase activator activity
Source: RefSeq, a predicted model, not a curated record